CUACGUACAUACAUCCAUCCGAUCCAUGCAGGCAAACUGUGUAAUACAUGCCUGAUAUCCCACUCCGCGCAUUCCGCAAUAAGCAAAACGCAAAAGCUGGCUACGAACUUCUGGCCGGAGAGAAUCCCAGUCCUAGUACUAUUGAUACUCCCAACGAGAAUAAUACUGGGAUGAAUAGAAGUGUAUCGCGUGUAGCUGCUGUUGCAAACGCCAAUGCGGAGCGUAGUCGAACGAAUAGAGCGAGGAGAGCGAAGCAGCCACAGAGAUUAUAUGUGGAUGAUGACCCAGAGGAAGCUAUAGGAUUAUUGGAAUCUAGUCGCGAGCGGGAAGAAGAAGUCGAGGAAGGGAUGAUGUUACCGGAUAGCUCUAAACCUCCACUCUCUCGUCUCAAGAAACCUCCCACAUCGAAAUCUCCCAAAGGAACACUCUACACCUCCCGCACAAUCCCUUUCCACCCCUUACCCUCCCUUCAAUCCAAAUACCCCCCAAAUAUCAUCCGGAACCAAAAAUAUUCGAUAAUAACCUUCUUCCCAAAGGUUUUCUACGAGCAAUUCAAGUUCUUCUUCAAUCUCUAUUUCUUGUUGGUCGCGUUGAGUCAGUUCGUGCCCGCGUUGAAGAUUGGAUUUAUUGCGACGUAUAUUGCACCACUGGCUUUCGUGUUGUGCAUAACGAUUGGAAAAGAGGCAUAUGAUGAUUACAAACGAAACCUUCGUGACCGUGAAGCAAAUGGACAGAAAUACAUUGUCGUGGAUCCACCUUCAAUUUCACCGCACCUAUCUACCCGUGCCCUUCCAUCUUCCUCCCUUCUAGUCGGCCAACUCGUGCGUCUCCAGAAAAAUGACAGAGUUCCUGCUGAUAUGGUUCUUCUUUGGACGUCUGAUCCUUCUGGAACUUGUUUCGUGCGCACAGACCAGUUGGAUGGCGAGACAGAUUGGAAGAUGCGUCUCAGUGUUGGAGAAACUCAAGGAUUGGGGGAAGAAGGUGUUGCGAAACUUGGUAGUGGCGAAGCUGAGAUUUACGCAGAUGCACCAACGAAGGAUAUACACACCUUUAUUGGCACGCUUACCUUGCACCCGUCACAUGUAUCACCCUUAACAGCAGAAAACGUUCUAUGGGCCAACACAGUACUCGCAUCCUCCGCUACUAUCAUCGGCUUUAUCAUCUAUACCGGCCCUGAGACUCGUGCUGUCAUGAAUACUAGCACGGCUGGUACCAAGGUUGGUUUGUUGGAGGUUGAGGUGAAUGGGUUGGCAAAAAUCCUCUGCACAACAACAUUCCUCCUUUCACUCAUCCUCGUCGCUCUUAACGGUUUCCGCGGCGGUGUUUUUACUACUCACACCGUCGUUUCCGUCUUUCGGUUUUUGAUUUUGUUUAGUAGUAUUAUUCCGAUCAGUCUACGUGUAAACCUCGACCUCGGUAAAUCCCUUUACUCGCACCAAAUCAUGACAGAUUCUACAAUUCCCGGCACUAUUGUCCGCACCAGCACUCUCCCAGAGGAAUUAGGCAGGGUCGAGUAUUUGUUGAGCGAUAAAACUGGGACGUUGACGAGGAAUGAAAUGGAAAUGCGUAGACUUCACAUGGGGACAAUGUCAUAUGGUCAAGAUUCCAUGGACGAAGUCGCUAGACAACUCGCAUUGGCGUUUGCUUCUGCGAAUAACGGUAAUGACGACGACCACAACAACACUCACACUCGCGGAAGCAGCAGCGUCGCGUUAGGCCAUCAUCAUGCCAAUACGAUUGGAGGCGGAGCCGGGAGAGGCAGAAGAGACAUGUCUUCUCGAGUAAGAGACGUCGUCCAAAGCCUAGCUUUAUGUCAUAACGUAACACCAGUAACUAACGACGACGGAAGCGUAACAUACCAAGCUUCCUCUCCAGACGAAGUCGCCAUCGUCACCUGGACACAAACUAUCGGUCUUACUCUUGUUUAUCGGGAUCGUACAAAGAUCGUAUUACGUGCAGAGGAUCCUGCACGCACCCUUUUAACAUUCACAAUCCUCGCCAUCUUCCCCUUCACCUCCACCUCCAAACGCAUGGGGAUCGUCCUCCUCGACCACUCCACAUCCGACAUCCUAUUUCUCCUCAAAGGCGCUGAUACAGUCAUGGCACCCCUUGUCCAGCGGAAUGAUUGGCUGGAGGAGGAGACGGGGAAUAUGGGGAGAGAGGGGCUGCGCACUUUGGUCGUUGCGAGGAAGAAGGUGGGCAAGGAAGUGUGGGCGGCGUUUGAGAGUGAGUAUGCGGUUGCUUCGACUAGUGUUGGGGGAGCUGGAGGAGGCAGUGGGGAUGCCACAACUGAUGGAGCAGUGUCCCGUGCAGAAGCACAGGCCCAAGUUAUAGCAAAAUAUCUCGAAAAAGAUAUGGAGCUUCUCGGGUUAACUGGUGUAGAGGAUAGAUUACAGGACGAGGUCCGGUCGACGUUGGAGUUGAUGAGGAACGCUGGAGUCAAGGUUUGGAUGUUGACUGGUGAUAAGGUCGAAACCGCACGAUGUAUUGCGAUUAGCACAAAGAUGGUCAGUAGAGGGCAGUAUAUCCAUGAGGUUUCCAAAGUAACCUUCCCAACCACACUCAAAUCUCACCUCGACUUCCUCCAAAACAAACUUGACUCCUGCCUCGUCAUCGAUGGCGAGUCACUCCAGCUUUGUCUUAGUCUAUACAAGAACGAAUUUAUCGAGAUCGCAACAAAGUUGAGUGCGGUUGUAGCGUGUAGGUGUUCACCAACGCAAAAGGCGGACAUCGCGAAACUAAUCAGAGCGUAUACCGGGAAAAGAGUAUGUUGUAUUGGAGAUGGAGGCAAUGAUGUUAGCAUGAUUCAAGCAGCUGACGUCGGAAUCGGCCUCGUCGGCAAAGAAGGUCGCCAAGCCUCCCUCGCCGCCGACUUCUCUCUAACCCAAUUUUCCCACCUCACCCCCCUCCUCCUCUGGCACGGCCGUCUCUCCUACCUCCGCUCCUCCACCCUCGCCCAGUUCGUCAUUCACCGCGGUUUGAUAAUUUCCAUUAUCCAAGCCGUCUUCUCCGCUAUAUUCUAUUUCGCGCCCAUUGCCUUGUAUCAAGGCUGGUUGAUGGUGGGAUACGCGACGGUGUAUACGAUGAUGCCUGUGUUCAGUUUGGUUUUGGAUAGGGAUGUUAGUAGGGAGACCGCGUUGGUUUAUCCGGAGCUAUAUAAGGAGUUGGUGAAGGGGAGGGUGUUAGGGUAUAAGAGCUUUUUUGAGUGGGUGAUGAUUAGUGUUUAUCAGGGUGCGGCGAUCAUGAUCAUGUCACUGGUGUUAUUCGAAAACGAGUUUUUGCAUAUCGUGUCGAUAUCGUUCACGGCGCUGGUGUUGAACGAGCUUAUCAUGGUCGCGCUUGAGAUAACGACCUGGCACACAUAUAUGAUCAUAUCUGAAAUCGUCACCCUAUUCUUUUAUAUAAUCAGUAUCGCGUUUUUGCCUGAAUACUUCGACCUCUCAUUUGUCAUAACCCUUGGAUUUGCCUGGAAAGUCGCCGUUAUUGUCGCCAUCAGUGCUUUACCUCUGUGGAUCGUGAAGGUGGUGAAGAGUAGGGUAGCACCGGCAGCGUCGAGUAAGUUGAUUUAGUUGGUGGUAGUACGAUAGUAGUCCUUGGUUGCGUGAGCAAGCGACUCAGUUUGUGUUGUGUUGAACCAUGAAAACUUGUUCAACUUGACUCUCUUUUCACCACUGUUCGAACAUAACACUCUUUUUUAGGGUUGCUGUUUCAUUGAUAAAUUGGAUAAGAUAUUCAAGUGUCCUUGUCUAUAUCAUAUAUUGGAGUUUGCCAAGCCCUGCAUGUGUGCACUCCUACCAUAGAUGAGGAGAGGGCUAGACACCCAAAUAGAGCCAAGGUUCCUUCCCAGUGCAAUCCAAAUCAGGGUGGAAGCUGUCAUCUGCAAAAUUUGUGAAUUUGGCUAAUUACAUAUUGCCUGCGAGCAGCUGAGAUCUCAGUGCUUCCCAGCAGCUAUGUAGAGCUCUAAAUGCUUUGUCAGCUGGACAGUGCUCCCAGCUGCUUUCAGAUAUUAGGUGAAUUUCCAAGCUUUGCAGAUGGUCCCCAAACAGAACUGAGGCCUUCAAAAUUU
Molecule: messenger RNA, 4066 nt
Organism: Lentinula edodes (shiitake mushroom)
Lineage: Eukaryota; Fungi; Basidiomycota; Agaricomycetes; Agaricales; Omphalotaceae
Exons: 11
Coding region: 48-3569 (1173 amino acids)
Biological process (GO): phospholipid translocation; endocytosis; retrograde vesicle-mediated transport, Golgi to endoplasmic reticulum
Cellular component (GO): endosome; plasma membrane; trans-Golgi network
Molecular function (GO): ATP binding; ATP hydrolysis activity; ATPase-coupled intramembrane lipid carrier activity
Source: RefSeq, a predicted model, not a curated record